Molecule: messenger RNA, 552 nt
Organism: Vicia faba (fava bean)
Lineage: Eukaryota; Viridiplantae; Streptophyta; Magnoliopsida; Fabales; Fabaceae
Source: the annotation of a GenBank genome assembly
AUGGGGCUAGGGCGUCUGAAAAAGACGGUGCCACCGUCGCCGAUCUAUGAUACCCCGAAAACUCUGAUCAACGGCCACAACUGCGAGAAACCAAGAGCUAAAGUUGUGUCGUGGAAGCCAAAAUCUAGCCAAGCUUAUGGAAAGAAACAGAUCCAUACUGAUACUAAGAAGGGCAUAAUGAAGAAGAUUAAUGCCAAAGAAUCUGACGGUAGAAUUUCUCCUACUAAGGAGAUUACUAAGAUUGUAGAUGACCUUAUUCACCCCCUGGUAAGGUUAAAGAUGCUGAAAGGGAAGGAUUGGGAAGGUCCUUUAGAAGGAAGAUCUAACUUCAUUCUUUUGCAUAAGAUGAAGAUAUUGAAAGUUGUGCUCUAUAAGUUGAACAAGCCCCUGAUUCUUGCUAAACAAAAUAUUGUUUUGGCUAGAUAUAGGCUUUCCACUUCUCAGGCUACCUUGGCAGCAGAUAGGAUGAACAACCAGAAAAGCCAAGAUGUUAAAGUGUGCACUGAGGAGCUUAUUUAUUGGAAUGAAAUUGAUGAUUUUACUUUAAGGUAG